Molecule: messenger RNA, 3361 nt
Organism: Vespa mandarinia (Asian giant hornet)
Lineage: Eukaryota; Metazoa; Arthropoda; Insecta; Hymenoptera; Vespidae
Product: cytochrome P450 4C1-like
Molecular function (GO): oxidoreductase activity, acting on paired donors, with incorporation or reduction of molecular oxygen; heme binding; iron ion binding
Source: RefSeq, a predicted model, not a curated record
UUCUUUGUUCAAAUAAGUUAUUAAAAUAUCAAUUAAUGAAUUAUGAUCAACAUGAAAGCACAUAUUAUAUUCUUACUGGAAAAAAUUCAAAUUUGAUAUAUAUUCUAUUUAAAAAGUUAUUUUCGAACAUUGUUCUUAACCGAGACUGAAGAAAUCGUAAGAAUUGUUAUAAGGAACACUGAUCCGUAGAGUAAAAUUAUCGUGCUCUCUUAGAAUUUAUCAUUCAUCGUUCAGACGGUCAAGCGAUUUAGCCACUUAUAAAAUCAGUGUCUUGAAAAUUCUGUUACGGGAGCUAUAUGAACUUACGAACAAUAAUUGAUAAGAUGUUCUUCUUUAUAAUAUCAGGGUUGCUUACAAUACUAUUCUUAUUGCAUUACUUAACAAGAUAUGGCAGAUUAGGAAAUAUUUCUAGUCGAAUUGUGGGACCAAAAGCAUACCCCAUAAUAGGAAAUUUAUAUCAUCUUCAAGUUGACAAUGAACAAUUAUUAGAAAAACUUUGGAAAAUCAAUAAGGAAUUUUCUCCAAUUAACAGAUUGUGGUCAUUAUUUUUUUCAUUAAUAACUAUAAUUCAUCCGGAAGAUGUCGAGAUACUUUUGAAGAGUACGCAACAUCUAGAAAAAACUAUACCUUAUAAAUUCAUACAACCUUGGCUUUCCACUGGAUUAAUAACUGGAGCAGGAGAAAAAUGGCAACACCGACGAAAAAUUUUAACGCCAACCUUUCAUUUUAACAUCCUUAAACAUUUUAUUGUCACUUUUAACGAGGAGGCACAGUAUCUCGUAACAUUACUGAAAGAAGAAGGAAAAGGAGGAUCGAUUAUCAAAGAUUUACAGGAAUUUUUACCUGUACAUACUUUAAACGCGAUAUGCGAAACGGCUAUGGGAAUCUCUUUAAGAGGAACGGGCGAAUUUGAAACUAAAUAUCGCCAUGCCCUUCAUGAUUUCGCCAGAAUAGCGGUCUAUAGAAUAGCAAGACCAUGGUACCAUUCCGAUACAAUAUUUGCAUUAUCGCAACGUGGUAGGCAACAAAAGAAAUUAUUGAAAACGCUUCACGGUUUUUCGAAAAAGAUAAUAGCAGAAAGGAUACUAUUUCAUGAACAAACUAAGGGGAAAUAUUUACAAAAUGUUGAAGAAAUAAAUGAUAAUCAGAUCUCUUCCGAAAAAACCGACGAGAAUAAUAUGAAUCCCGUAAUCAAUAAAAGACUGGCUUUGCUAGACCUACUCAUAGCCGCUUCUCAGAAUGAUAAUCAACUCGAUCAAGAUGGAAUACGAGAAGAAGUCGACACAUUUAUGUUUGCGGGUCACGAUACUACGGCAAUGGCGUUAUGUUUUGCUCUGCUUCUUUUUGCAAAACACAAAGAUGUUCAGGAACGUAUAAGAAAUGAAGUGAAAACGGUUAUGCAACAAAGUGAUUGUAAACUGACUAUUCCGAUACUUCGAGAAUUUUCAUAUUUGGAAAGAUGUCUCAAAGAAUCACUACGUUUAUAUCCAAGCGUUCAUUUUAUAGCUCGAUAUAUAUCUCAUGAUCUGCAGCUGAAGAAUCAUUUAAUCCCAGCCGGAUCAAUAUGUAAUGUAAACAUCUAUAGCUUACACAGAAAUCCAAAUAUUUGGACAAAUCCUGAUGUUUUCGAUGCGGAUAGAUUUUUACCAAAAAAUACAAAAGGACGUAAUCCUUAUUCCUUCAUUCCAUUCAGUGCAGGACCAAGAAACUGCAUCGGGCAGAAAUUCGCAAUGCUUGAACUCAAACUCAUGGUAGCUUACAUAUUGCACAACUUCUAUUUAGAACCUGUAGAUGAACUGGACGAAGCUGAAAUGAUAGCAGAAAUUACAUUGCGCUCAUCGCAACCACUUCGUAUGGAAAAUAAUCGGACUGUAACGACUAUAGAAUGGUCGAUGUCACUUCUCGAUCGAUGCGUGAAUAAUGAAAGAUGUAAAAAUAAAAUUGAAGUUCGAAUUGUGGGACCAAAAGCAUAUCCCAUAAUAGGAAAUUUAUAUCAUCUUCAAGUUGACAAUGAACAAUUAUUAGAAAAACUUUGGAAAAUGAAUAAGGAAUUUUCUCCAAUUAACAGAUUGUGGUCAUUAUUCUUUUCAUUAAUAACUAUAUUUGAUCCGGAAGACGUCGAGAUACUUUUGAAGAGUACGAAACAUCUAGAAAAAACUAUACCUUUAAAAUUCUUACAACCUUGGCUUUCUACUGGAUUAGUAACUGGUGCAGGAGAAAAAUGGCAACACCGACGAAAAAUUUUAACGCCAACCUUUCAUUUUAACAUCCUUAAACAUUUUGUUGUCACUUUUAACAAGGAGGCACAAUAUCUCGUAACAUUGCUGAAAAAAGAAGGAAAAGAAGGAUCGAUUAUCAAAGAUUUACAGGAAUUUUUACCUCUACAUACUUUAAACGCGAUAUGCGAAACUGCUAUGGGAAUCUCUUUAAGAGGAACGGGCGAAUUUGAAACUAAAUAUCGCCAUGCCGUUCAUGAUUUCGCCAGAAUAGCGCUCUAUAGAAUAGCAAGACCAUGGUACCAUUCCGAUACAAUAUUUGCAUUAUCGCAACGUGGUAGGCAACAAAAGAAAUUAUUAAAAACGCUUCACGGUUUUUCGAAAAAGAAUUUGAUAACAGAUCCCGUAAUCAAUAAAAGACUGGCUUUGCUAGACCUACUCAUAGCCGCUUCUCAGAAUGAUAAUCAACUCGAUCAAGAUGGAAUACGAGAAGAAGUCGACACAUUUAUGUUUGCGGGUCACGAUACUACGGCAAUGGCGUUAUGUUUUGCUCUGCUUCUUUUUGCAAAACACAAAGAUGUUCAGGAACGUAUAAGAAAUGAAGUGAAAACGGUUAUGCAACAAAGUGAUUGUAAACUGACUAUUCCGAUACUUCGAGAAUUUUCAUAUUUGGAAAGAUGUCUCAAAGAAUCACUACGUUUAUAUCCAAGCGUUCAUUUUAUAACUCGAUAUAUAUCUCAUGAUCUGCAGCUGAAGAAUUAUUUAAUCCCAGCCGGAUCAAUAUGUAAUGUAAACAUCUAUAACUUACACAGAAAUCCAAAUAUUUGGACAAAUCCUGAUGUUUUCGAUGCCGAUAGAUUUUUACAGGAAAAUACAAAAGGACGUAAUCCUUAUUCCUUCAUUCCAUUCAGUGCAGGACCAAGAAACUGCAUCGGGCAGAAAUUCGCAAUGCUUGAACUCAAACUUAUGGUAGCUUACAUAUUGCACAACUUCUAUUUGGAACCUGUAGAUGAACUGGACGAAGCUAAAAUGAUAGCAGAUAUUACAUUGCGCUCAUCGCAACCACUUCGUGUCGAAUUUAUUCCUAUAAAAUGACUCAUAUCAAAUAUUCGAUGAUUUCAAGAUGAAAUAAAUUGCAAAUGCAA